UUGCGCUAAUUAGAAUACAACAGAAUCUCUUCUUCAAAUUCUCUCUCUUUCUUCUCUCUCGACACAGUUCCCCUGUACGUCGUCGUUUCACCGAUCUCAUCCACGCCGAUCGCGGUCCAACCAAGUUCAAGAAGGAGGUGGAAGGUUCUGGCAAUCGGUGGAGAGUAAACUCCACUAGUGCCAAUGCGGAAUUCGAGUACCAAAUCAUAAGUUCUUCCCUGUUCUGCGAAAGUUGAGUGAAGUAGUCGGUUCCACGAUCCUCUGUCUCCGGUCGCCAGUGAUGGGUCGUCGGACUGCGUAGGAGCUCGCAAUUGAUCUUGCCGAAGCAGAGAUUCUCAGUCUCCUGCUUCCGGCUGGAACCGCGUCAGUUUUUUUGUUCUCCGAAUUUGGAAUUUGAAAUUCUCUUUGGACGAAAGGAUGUCGUCUAAGGUUGUGUACGAAGGGUGGAUGGUGCGGUACGGCCGGCGGAAGAUCGGGAGAUCGUUCAUUCACAUGAGGUACUUCGUGUUGGAGUCGCGGCUUCUCGCCUAUUACAAGAGGAAACCGCAGGAUAAUCAGGUGGUCCCAAUUAAAACACUGCUAAUUGACGGCAACUGCAGAGUGGAGGAUAGAGGCUUGAAGACUCAUCAUGGACAUAUGGUUUAUGUUUUGUCGGUUUACAACAAGAAAGAAAAGAACCAUCGAAUUAUGAUGGCAGCAUUUAACAUCCAAGAGGCCCUAAUUUGGAAGGAAAAAAUAGAGUAUGUUAUUGAUCAGCACCAGGGAGCUCAACCAUCAAAUGGCAACAAAUAUAUUUCUUUUGAGUACAAAUCUGGGAUGGACAAUGGAAAGACAGCUUCUUCCUCAGAUCGUGAAAGCCAGUUCAGUGCUCAGGAGGAUGAAGAUGAUACUCAUCCUAAUUUGUUAAGAAGAACAACAAUUGGAAAUGGCCCUCCUGAAUCAGUUUUUGACUGGACACGGGAAAUAGACUCGGAUUUGUCAAAUCAGAAUAUCAACAACCAAGCAUUCUCAAGAAAACAUUGGCGUCUUUUACAAUGUCAAGAUGGACUUCGUAUUUUUGAAGAACUCGUUGAAGUUGAUUACCUUCCAAGGAGCUGCAGUAGAGCUAUGAAGGCAGUAGGUGUUGUGGAGGCGACUUGUGAAGAAAUUUUUGAACUUGUGAUGAGCAUGGAUGGGACACGGUUUGAAUGGGAUUGCAGUUUCCUACAUGGUAGUUUAGUUGAGGAGGUGGAUGGGCAUACAGCAGUUCUUUAUCAUCGACUUCAGCUAGAUUGGUUUCCAAUGUUUGUGUGGCCCCGUGAUCUUUGUUAUGUACGAUAUUGGCGCCGAAAUGAUGAUGGAAGUUAUGUUGUUUUAUUUCGUUCUAGGGAGCAUGAAAACUGCAGUCCACAGCCAGGGUGUGUUCGAGCACAUAUUGAGAGUGGAGGAUUUAAUAUUUCCCCCUUAAAACCUCGAAAUGGAAGGCCAAGGACACAAGUCCAGCAUCUUAUGCAGAUUGAUCUGAAGGGAUGGGGUGUGGGUUACCUGUCAUCUUUUCAGCAGUAUUGUGUCCGUCAAAUGUUAAAUAGUGUAGCUGGUUUACGUGAAUGGUUUGCCCAAUCAGAUGAAAGAAACGCUCAUCCAAGAAUUCCUGUCAUGGUUAACAUGUCCUCAACAUCUGUUUCUUCAAAGAAGAAUCAGAAGCCAAAUGAUUUUUCUGUCAAUCCUUCUUCUCUUGAUCAAAUGAAUUCUGCAAGCAGAAACUCUGCCUUGAUAGAUGAAUAUUCUGAUGAUGAAGAAGAUUUUCAAAUAGCAGAAUCUGAACAAGAGGCGUACCAAAUUGGUCUUGAGAAUGAUGUGAAAAGAACAGCUUUGGAAGAAGAACCUGCAAAUGAAAUCGACUUAUCUUCCUUUUCGGGAAAUUUGCGCCGGGAUGACCGAGAUAAUGCUAGGGACUGCUGGAAAAUUUCUGAUGGAAAUAACUUUAGAGUCAGAAGCAAGCAUUUUUGUUAUGACAAGUCGAAGGUUCCUGCUGGCAAGCAUAUGCUGGAUCUUGUUGCUGUAGAUUGGUUUAAGGACUCAAAAAGGAUGGACCAUGUGGCUAGGCGUCAUGGUUGUGCAGCCCAAGUAGCUUCAGAAAAAGGAUUUUUCUCCAUUGUCAUUAAUCUUCAAGUGCCUGCAUCAACACACUAUAGUAUGGUUUUUUAUUUUGUGACAAAGGAGUUAGUUUCUGGAUCCCUGUUGCAUCGCUUUGUUGAUGGUGAUGAUGAGUUUCGAAACAGCAGGUUUAAGCUUAUACCAUCAGUCCCUAAGGGUUCAUGGAUUGUACGCCAGAGUGUUGGGAGUACUCCUUGUUUGCUGGGAAAGGCAGUUGAUUGCAACUACAUUCGUGGUGCCAAGUAUUUAGAAAUUGAUGUUGAUAUUGGUUCCUCUACUGUUGCCAAUGGAGUUUUGGGGCUGGUUAUUGGUGUGAUUACAACAUUGGUUGUAGAUAUGGCUUUUCUUGUACAGGCAAAUACUCCCGAUGAGUUGCCCGAGAGGCUUAUUGGAGCUGUUCGUAUUUCUCACUUAGAGCUUAAAUCUGCCAUCGUCCCAAAACUGGAACAGGAUGUAUCAUGACUAACUCAGUCGUUUCUGUUCUAUACAAAAUCAUUUGUUAGCAAUAUGCAAGUGUACCAUUUUUUUUCUCUGGGAUGUAGGCUCAUUGUUUUAUAAUUGGGUUCUUCUGUGAAACAUUAAAAGGAAAUUCUUCUUUUCUUUUUCCUUUUUGCUUUUUUUAGUUCAUUUUAAGUUUUUAAGCUGUUAGGAUCUGUAUUUUGUCAAAGUAUUCAUAUUCGGAUAUAUUUCAUCUGAUUAUGAAAUAUUGUUAUAUAGUUUCAAACAAUUUUUUGUAACUCCCAGUAAGUCGAAGGAAGAAAAAGGUUCAGUUCAGUCAUUCAUCUCGUCAUGGAAUUUGCUUGUGUAAUAAUGUACAUAGUUUCUCCUGCAUAUAGUUUAUUUUCCAUGACAACUUCCUCUCCAC
This is a messenger RNA of Vigna umbellata (rice bean), 3001 nucleotides long. RefSeq names its product protein ENHANCED DISEASE RESISTANCE 2-like. The record is from RefSeq and is a predicted model, not a curated record. Lineage: Eukaryota; Viridiplantae; Streptophyta; Magnoliopsida; Fabales; Fabaceae. Gene Ontology annotation, molecular function: lipid binding.